AUGGAAUGCAUCAACAGUUUAAACAAUUUAAACGUAAGCACGGACUCUUGGGAUCCGAUAAUUAUCUUUCUCGUUGGGCAGAAGUUGGACGCCGAAUCCGUUAAAGACUGGGAACAAUCUGUGCAUAAGGACAGUUCAGAAGACAUGCCUAAGUGGGAAGAGUUACAGAAGUUUCUGGUGGCUAAGUUUCGCACAUUGGAGAUGGCCGCAGCAGUUUCAGUGCCUACACGUGAUAAGUCACAAACUCCCAAGACAUUUCACGUCGCUGAACACGAAGAAGAAGACGAGAGUUUGUUUCAAUGUGCACAUGCAAGCGUAGCUUCACAGCCUACUUGUACCUAUUGUAAAGGUGAACACUACAUAUUCAACUGCAAGGAAUUUACUCAAAAGUCAGUGGAAGACAGACAGGAUUUCGUGAGAAAGAACCGAUUGUGCUACAACUGCCUUGUUCCAUACCAUAAUGUCUUUCGAUGCAGACAAAAGACGUCGUGCAGGGUCUGCAGAAAAAGGCAUCAUUCUCUUCUGCAUCAAACGAGAGAAUCUAAUGAAGAAGUAGCUGCUACACAACCACCAUCACAACCGGAACCUGACACAAAACUUACAACCUUGCACGUUUCCAAACAACAACAGAGUCGUAAAAUGUUACUGGCCACAGCACAAGUAGCAGUAAAGUCAAGCGAUGGUGAUACACACAUACUUCGAGCUCUAAUCGACCCGUGCUCAGAGGCUUCAUUUGUAUCAGAACGAGUAGUACAAUUACUAGGUUUGUCAAGAACCAACAUCAGUGGAGUCGUUUCUGGACUUGAAGAAAGUACACAAAUAAAUGUCAAGCAUAUGGUCGAUGUUACAAUUGCAUCAAGGUAUGAAAACAAGAAGACUGUGCUAGUUUCAGCUUACGUUUUAAAGUCGGUAUCCACAUAUUUGCCUUCGAAACAUAUUUCGAUAGAUUCUCAGGCCAUUGAAACAUUAAAAUUGGCUGAUCCAACCUAUGACACUCCCAGCAAGGUGGAUAUGUUGCUCGGCGCAGAAAUCUACUGUCAAAUUAUUCAAGAAGGCUUAGUAAAAAUGAAUGAUGGGAUAGUCGCUCAAAAAACUACUUUAGGGUGGAUACUAACAGGUCGAAAACAAAUAGAAGCACAGAGCGACGAACACAACGUUACAACAUUACACAUAACAAGAAUGGUGGCUGAAGACAACGAUUUACUACGGAGGUUCUGGGAGAUAGAAACUGAUGUGUACAAGAAAAAGAAAAUACUGACAAAAGAAGAAGAACAAUGCGAAGAGAUAUACAAAAACACAACUAAAAGAGAUGAAAGCGGAAGAUAUACGGUACACUUACCAUUAAAACAAAACGUUAAAGAAACAGUUGAUCUAUGUGGUGAUACGAAACAACAGGCUGUCAAUAGAUUUAGGAGUCUGGAAAGAAAAUUUGGAAAAGACCACAAGUUAAAGAAGGAAUACACAAAAGUUAUAAAUGAGUACAAGGACAUGGGACACUUGCGAAGAUCAGAAAAACAAGACGAUGACAAUGCACUGUAUCUUGCUCAUUUGGCUGUAAUUCGAGAGGACAAAGACACUAGCAAAGUGCGCGUAGUCUAUGAUGCUUCUGCUAAGGGCUCACACGGUCAUUCUCUCAAUGACACCAUGAUGGUAGGACCGGUUUUACAACCCGAUCUUCGGAGCCUAGUAGUAGCUUGGCGAAAACACAAGAUUUGCGUCGUAGGAGAUAUCGUAAAAAUGUAUAGGAUGAUAAAUAUGACAAAAGAACACAUAAACCUGCAACGUAUUGUCUGGCGAGAUAGACCGGAGGAUGAGUUCGAGAGCUAUGAGUUAACAACUGUGACAUUUGGGACCGCUGCAGCGCCAUUCUUAGCAGUCCGUACAUUAAACCAAUUGGCCGACGAUGAAGCUCACGAAUUUCCUGAAACUGCGCCAGUAAUAAAGAAGUCGUUUUACAUGGAUGAUCUAAUGGUAGGAAAUGAAAACAUAGAAGAAACGAAGAAAAUGUGCCAAGAAAUUAAAGAAAUAAUGAGAAGAGGAGGAUUUCAAAUGCAAAAAUGGUCUAGCAAUUCAGAUGAAGUUUUAGAAUAUUUGAAAGAAGACAAUAGUACAAGAGACACGCUAGAAAUCAAAAUGGACAAAAUAAUAAAGAUUCUUGGCUUGACCUGGAAUAGACAAGACGAUACGUUUGAAAUUACAGUAAACUUACCUGAAAUGAGAAGUCCUAUAACAAAGAGGUCUAUACUUUCUGAUGUUGCUCGCCUGUUCGACCCUUUUGGGUGGCUAGCACCUGUAAUAAUAACUGCUAAAGUAUUAAUUCAGAAGUUAUGGUUGAGUCAUCUGGGUUGGGAUGAUGAGUUGCCAUCGGACUUGACAGACGAGUGGCUUCGGUAUAGAGAAGAACUGAUAAAUUUACAAAACGUCAAGGUUCAGCGUUGGUUAAACAUGAUACGAGAAGAUGAUCACAUUGAGCUGCACGGAUUUUCAGAUGCAUCCACUCAAGCUUAUGCAGCCGUGACUUACCUGAAGGUUGUUAGAGGUGGUGUAGUAUACGUCUCUAUGAUCGCGUCAAGAACUAAAGUCGCACCCCUGAAGCAACUUUCUGUUCCUAAAUUAGAGCUUUGUGCUGCAGCCUUAUUAGCAGAAUUGAUCAGUGAUGUCACAGAGCUUCUGAAGAUUCCUAAAAAUAAAAUAUUUGUUUGGACGGACUCAAUGGUCGUACUGGCUUGGCUGCAAUCUCAACCUAGUCGCUGGAAAACAUUUGUAGCGAAUAGGACAGCUGAUAUUACACGAUUGAUAGAUAAUGAUCGUUGGAGACAUGUGCAAUCUGCGGAUAAUCCUGCGGACAUCGCGACAAGAGGAGUCAAAGCGCAAGAAUUAGCUACACAAGAUCUGUGGUGGAGUGGGCCAGAAUGGCUUAAGAGAGACCAAGUAGAAUAUGAAAAAAGAGAAAUUGCACAAACAGAAUUAGAAUCAAAAACGACAUGUCAUGUACUUGUAGAUGAAAAGCCUAUAUGGGAGAGAUUUUCAACAAUGUCACGAAUGAAGAGAGUGCUAGCUUAUUGUAGAAGAAUGUUAACCGAAAGAAAAAGAGAGCUAGAAGAGAGUAAACACUUAACAGUUAAAGAAAUGGAAAAAGUGGAAGAAGAAUGUAUAAAGUUCUAUCAAAAUUUAGUAUAUGGAACAGAUAUAGACGAUUUGAAGAAAGAAAAGAGUUAA
Cydia amplana is the source of this 3219-nucleotide messenger RNA. RefSeq lists its product as uncharacterized. The transcript has a single exon. The record is from RefSeq and is a predicted model, not a curated record. Bases 1 to 3219 code for a protein of 1072 amino acids. NCBI's taxonomy places the organism in Eukaryota, Metazoa, Arthropoda, Insecta, Lepidoptera, Tortricidae.